AUGAUCAAUAAGACCGACAUGGUUGCUCCUGUGCAGACGAGAGAGUUCUACAAAGCUGAGGAACAUGCACAAUUCCUCCGCGGUUUCGUCACAGAAAUCCGAGGACGGCUUGACUCCGGAGUCGGCGACGAACUCUUCAAGAAGUAUCGAGCCCUCGAACACGAGCAUCAAGGCCAGUACCGAACCAUUGUGGUCGGCGCCUUGAUGAUGCGUGGUGGAGCCAAGAUCAAGGCAGACGACAUGCAGCGUCUACGCGACCUCGUUCCCAAGAUGCCUUGCCAAUAUCGCUUUGCCUUGCCGAUGAUGGACUUUGGUUUCCGUGACCCCGGAAAAGCGCAAUUCCUUGCUGCACUCGACAACUAUCAGCCGGGAACGCCUCGAGACUUUGACGAGCCAAGCUGCUUCCAUUGCGGCAAGAUUCACGCAGACCACGGUAUGAACCUGAAGGAGUGCGGUCACUGCCAGGCUGCCUGGUACUGCGGCAUCGACUGUCGAAGGACCCAUCGCAAGAUCCACAAGACUUCGUGCAAGGCAAUUUGGGAGAAGGUUCUUGCCAACGUCUAG
Molecule: messenger RNA, 564 nt
Organism: Colletotrichum lupini
Lineage: Eukaryota; Fungi; Ascomycota; Sordariomycetes; Glomerellales; Glomerellaceae
Exons: 3
Coding region: 1-564 (187 amino acids)
Source: RefSeq, a predicted model, not a curated record